CUCAGUGAGAAGCUACAUCCAUUGCUGAGAAUAUAAAAGUAGAUCUGCAAAUAGCCCCUAGAAGUGUUCAUUUCCUAGAAAGUUUUCAUAUCUAGGAUGGCCGAAAAUAACCUCUUCAGCCGAGUCACCGUGCCGAGCCUCCUACAAUCUCCACAAGAACAGGAAGAGUUUAUACAUCCUUGGGGUUCUACUUUCUCUGUCAACAUUGAUUCUCCACUGUUACGAACGUGGGAUUAUUAUUCAGGUAGCCAACCCAACAACAGCGGCGAAUGUUUAGCAAGACUGCCUCGUGGGCGAUUAGACACCUCAGAAAUCCGAAAGGAUUAUCUGACUAUACACGCAGACCACAAGAUAUGGGAGCCGACCCCGUUCAUAUCAUUUACCCAGUCGUCUCAAGAACUGCAAGAUAAUGCCAACUGGAGGAUGAGCAAAAGAGGCAGUCAAACAAUUACGGUUGUGAAUGCGAAUGUUCGUGUUGAUAAAGGUCUUCCCGUUCUGAAUAUGGCGGACGAAAUGCGUUAUUAUGGAGUCUCCGACCCCUACAACAGAAGGGAUGAAUAUUACAGGAAUCACUAUAUAUGCUUAUGGGAAAUUACGGAAGAGGAGAUUGUCGGCAAUUGGGAAUGGGAUGAGCUACUCAGAAACGGUUGCUGGUAUGAGCAAGUUAUCUUGCCUGCAUUCAAGGAGCAUAAUAACCGAUACAUGGCUAGUAAAGAGGCAUUCAAACUGUCAGCGCUAUGGGAUGCUUUGUUCGAUGUUUAGGAGCUAUACAUACUUUAUGCUUCAAGGUAUCUCGGCUGCAGUGAGACUGAAGAAUUUGAAACUUGCUUGGGAGACGAAGCUUACUUCACUGAUAAGAUCCAAGAUUUACAGCUACAGCACAAUAGAUGAUGCGCUGAAACUGCUUGAAAAGACUGGAAAAAGACCAGACCUAGUACAAAGCAGCAAUCAGAUUUUCUGAUACUAUACUGUGAUAUGACUAGCU
Messenger RNA from Aspergillus fijiensis CBS 313.89, 985 nucleotides. RefSeq lists its product as uncharacterized. The coding region runs from base 97 to 762 and encodes 221 amino acids. The record is from RefSeq and is a predicted model, not a curated record. The transcript has a single exon. NCBI's taxonomy places the organism in Eukaryota, Fungi, Ascomycota, Eurotiomycetes, Eurotiales, Aspergillaceae.